CUGCAGGCUUAUAGCUCCCUGGCUGUCAUGAUGCUGGAACUGGGGCUAGCCAAAGAUUUCGAGUACUACGAGGCCGAGAUUGAGAAGGUUCUUACGCACCAGUCGUGCGUGGUGCUCAAGUCGAAGUAUUUCUUCAAGUUGGCCAAACACCAUGUCUACAAGAACGAUCUCUCACGAGCAAAAGAAUUAUUGGAGAAAGGCACUAGAUAUGCUCAACAAAUGCGAUUUGAGUCCCUCCAGGUUGAGUUUGAAAAGCUGACCGCGUAUGAACUAUUCUAUCAAACGGCCGAGUGCAGCGACGUCCAUGUGAUCCGCGAUAAGGUGGAUCUUUUUUUCCGUCUUCUGGCAGAGCACGAAAUCGACGGUGGCAAGUUUUAUCAACAGGUGGUGUACGAGCUCAAACUUGGCCGCUUGUUGGUCAACGAGAAAGAAUUUGUUGCAUUUCUGCGCAUGUUUCUGCCUUUAAACGGCAAAGAGAAGACCAGCCGAGUGGAAACUGCGGUGACCAAAAUCAAGGAAAUGAUAUUUGAGACGGUCAACCAGGACCUUGAAAAUAUUUUCGCACGCGAUUCCGUGGUUGUCAUGAAAGAAGGCGUGAUGGACAACUUGUACGCUGCUUGUAUCCGGGAAUGUGCCAAGUUUGUGAACGAGCCUAGAUUGGUGAGCGAGGAUAUAUCCAAAGGAGCUAUUUCCGUGCUUCUUGCUAGUGGAGCCAGUUUGCGCUCUGAUUUGGACUCGCUGUUGUUGCGGAACGAGUUGAUGCGCUACGAGUCCAUUGAGUAUGACCGAAAGCUAAACCUGGCUGUUGAAAGCAUGCGACAACUCGUCCCGCUCGUAUGCCAGCCCGACUACCAAGUCUCUGCUACGCAAAUGCACAAUCUCCCCUCUGUUCUUCCAUCAAACUGGGUCACUGUGUGCUUGGAUCUUGAUAUGAGCAGCGGGUGUCUGCUUCUUACUCGAUAUGGCCCCAAGCAAGACCCAAUAUUGCUCAAGCUUCCUCUGGAAAGACAUCUCAUUGGCCGUCACGCAUCCUUUGGAUCUGCAGUCCAGGAGUUAGAGGCUAUAAUCCAAGAAAGUGACCGCACCACCAGAAUAGAGGUCACCUCUCUCGUAAAAUCCAGAGCUGACCGUGCUAAUUGGUGGGCCCAGCGCAAAUCGCUUGACAGAAGAUUGAAACAGCUCUUAUGGGAGAUAGACAGUCACUGGUUUGGCUGUUUUAAAGGAAUUUUUGGCCGUUUAGUUUUUGAGAAAGAUGUGGUGGAAGAGACACGUGUCUCUCUUGAACGUAUUUUGAGCAAAGAAGUUGGUCACUCUAUUGAACUUGGAACGUUUGAGACAGAACUAAUUCUUCAGCUCGAUCUGCAGCUGGAAUCAGCUACAUCGGACGUGGAAGACUGGUUCCAGCAUAUUCAGAUCUCCGACGAGGCAGAUUACCGGCGACUUUUUUUGGCUAUCGAGCCAGAGCUCCAGCGGGUACGUCCUAGAUCUACGGUAGACCAUACCGUCCUCGUUGUUUCUCCUGAAUGUGUGAAGCUACCAUGGGAAUCUGUGCCGUUCCUCCGGAACAGAUCUGUAUCGCGAAUGCCGUCUAUAAAGAUGCUUGUGGAUCUUCUGAUCGAGCACGAAAAGCAUCUCAAUCUUGGCAUCUCUGUUGCAACAGGAUACUUUGUGAUCAAUCCGGGUGGAGACCUCAAAAGAACAGAAACCAAUUUUACGGAAAUAUUUGCUAGCCGGUGCGGUUGGGAAGGGAUUAUUGGAAGCCGCCCCAGCGAGGAGCAGAUUUUGCAGGGUUUUCAGAAAGACUUGUAUGUUUAUGUGGGCCACGGCGGCGGAGAACAGUAUAUUCGGUCGAAAACCGUCAAGAGCAUGGCAAAGUUGCCUCCAGCUCUGCUUUUAGGGUGUUCCUCGGGGAAACUGAAGCUUCAAGGUGUUUUCAAGCCACACGGAACUGUCUACAACUACCUGAUGGGUGGAAGUCCAAUGGUGGUUGCAAACCUCUGGGAUGUGACCGACAAGGAUAUUGACAAGUUUACUCUCCACGUGCUGGAGAAAUGGGGAUUUUCGGGGCCGUCGGGCUGUGAUAUUGGUCAUAGCAUUGCACAGAGCCGGGACGUUUGUGUUCUUCCGUAUUUGAACGGCGCUGCUCCUGUGCUAUAUGGGAUUCCAUUCAAAAUACGUAAUGAGUUAUGAUGCAUGGUUAUUUCUUUCGAAAUACAGUAACGUUUUGUAGAGACAGGCAAGAAACUUGGCUGUGUCGUGGUUGGCCGGGAGCGGACUAGGGAGCGUAGCAAGGCUUUCUAAUAUUGACUGAUCGGGGAUAUUGACAUGAAACGUGAGCGGGUGGAACUUGACAAUGUUCCUUGAUGGAGCAAAAGACAGAUGGACCCCGUUGUCGUCACCAAUGCGGGUCUUGGUGCGGACGUUUUCUAUCUCUUUCUUGAGUGUAUCCAGAGUGAUUUGUUCUAUAACCUGUGCAUUUUGAGCCAAAUAGCCGGCAUUUGGAUAUCCCUUCUCUUUAUAGGUGACGAAAGGCGGCGUGAGAGCAAAGUCUGGUUUUUUGCCGAUUUUUUGAAAGGCCUCAAGAAAGGUUUUGUCGUUGGGCAGGUACAUUAUGAGCUCGUCUUUUUUGGCUGCCGGUCUGAUAUCAGGAACCAUCACCGAGUCAAACUGCGAGUCUGUGAGCUCGUUUUGCACGCAGACAAAUCUAACAAAUAAAUCUCUGGGAACAACCACACGGGAUGGGACGAUAGCUCUGCAGGGAGAGCUGGCGAUCUGCGCAAACACGUUCGAGGACAAGUCUUCGUACG
Ogataea polymorpha is the source of this 2807-nucleotide messenger RNA. RefSeq lists its product as uncharacterized. Gene Ontology annotation, biological process: meiotic chromosome separation; proteolysis. NCBI's taxonomy places the organism in Eukaryota, Fungi, Ascomycota, Pichiomycetes, Pichiales, Pichiaceae. Gene Ontology annotation, cellular component: nucleus; mitotic spindle; cytoplasm. Gene Ontology annotation, molecular function: cysteine-type endopeptidase activity. The transcript has a single exon. Bases 28 to 2190 code for a protein of 720 amino acids. The record is from RefSeq and is a predicted model, not a curated record.